AGAAGUGCUAUAUAUAGAGUUUCUUCCCUUCUUCUUUUCCCUCACUUCACUACUAUCCAAACAGAGCUUAAGUUCAAUAGAUUUAAUUCAUAAACUCUACUAUCCUAAGAUUUAAAAAAAAAAAAAAAAGGAAAAUGAAGAAAUUUUCAGUUACAACUCUGCUUCUCAUAUCUUUAGUAUUAAGUUUAGUUGUAUUUGAGAUUGCUGAUGCAACUGCACCAGUAUCUGCUCCUGCUAAAGCUCCUCUUCAAGCACCUCCUGGAGUACCAGCAGUAUGUGUAACGAAAUGUGCAAAAAGAUGCUCAAGGAAUCCAAGGGAUUUAUGUAAGAAAUUAUGUUGGGGAUGCUGUCAAAAAUGCAAUUACUGUGUACCAUCAGGCCCUUUUGCCGACAAAAGCGAAUGCCCUUGCUACAGAGACAUGAAGAACAAAAAGAAACAAUCCAAGUGCCCUUAAAUUAUUGGAAUUUGGAUCUACCCCUCUUAUAUAUGCUUUAAUUUCUUCUUUGCUCAUUAUAAAUUUAUAAUGUCCUACUACUAGCUAUUUCAUUAUCUGUAAUAACAAUUAUUAUUGAAUUAAAUCAAAUAAAUUUAGUAGUAAAA
Amaranthus tricolor (Joseph's coat) is the source of this 601-nucleotide messenger RNA. RefSeq names its product peamaclein-like. Bases 135 to 455 code for a protein of 106 amino acids. The record is from RefSeq and is a predicted model, not a curated record. The transcript is spliced from 2 exons. Lineage: Eukaryota; Viridiplantae; Streptophyta; Magnoliopsida; Caryophyllales; Amaranthaceae.